CAAGGGUAUUCCUGGAAACGCAGAAAAGAUAAAGGCCCAAACCCAAGCUCCAAAAACCCUAAUGAUAUAAAUUAGUUAACAAUUCCGUUUCAGAGCUUCACCCUCAACAUACAUCGCGGUCGCAGUAGAAAAAUCCCAAUCUAACCAGCCAAUUAAAAAUGAAGAUCAUCGCUGCUUAUAUGUUGGCUGUUUUGGGCGGUAACUCUGCCCCUUCCGCUGAUGAUAUCAAAACCAUCCUCUCCUCAGUUGGAGUUGAGGCCGAGGACUCAAAUAUUGAGUUGCUUUUGAGUGAAGUCAAGGGAAAAGAUUUUGCCGAGCUAAUUGCUAGUGGCAGAGAGAAGUUGGCUUCAGUGCCUUCUGGUGGAGGUGCUGUUGCUGUUGCUGCUUCUGGUGGAGGUGCUGCAGCUGCUGCUGCACCAGCUGCCGAAGCAAAGGAGGAAAAGAAGGUUGAAGAAAAGGAAGAGUCCGAUGAUGACAUGGGAUUUAGCUUGUUCGACUAAGUGGUCUAUUGUUCUUUCUUGCGUACAUUUGCAAUUCCCGUUAGAGUUUAGUUGAAAUACAACAUUUUGUUAUUUUGAGUUACAAAUUAGUUUUUGUGGGUUUCACCUUUUCAAUUGCAACACAUUGCUAUGACAUUAAAGUGCUUGACCCUACUAUUGGUUAAUUUAUUUUCUGCAUUACAUUGUUGCUGGUACUUUGAUAACUAAGAAAUUUUAUUCUUAUAAACGCGACAUCAGGAGGAUUAA
This is a messenger RNA of Medicago truncatula (barrel medic), 746 nucleotides long. Its product is annotated as 60S acidic ribosomal protein P2-2. Gene Ontology annotation, cellular component: ribosome; cytosolic large ribosomal subunit. Gene Ontology annotation, molecular function: structural constituent of ribosome. Gene Ontology annotation, biological process: cytoplasmic translational elongation. The coding region runs from base 159 to 500 and encodes 113 amino acids. The record is from RefSeq and is a predicted model, not a curated record. Lineage: Eukaryota; Viridiplantae; Streptophyta; Magnoliopsida; Fabales; Fabaceae. The transcript has 4 exons.